CAGAACUUAUAUUUUGACAUGAGGUAAGAAGAGAAAGUGGGUCUACAACAGACCCAUGUUUGCAAAGUCUGUUUAAUUGACUACAGCUCCGCUAUCAACACCAUAGUGCCCUCAAAGCUCAUCACUAAGCUAAGGACCCUGGGACUUAACACCUCCUGCAACUGGAUCCUGGACAUCCUGUUGGGCUGCCCCCAGGUGGUAAGGGUAGGUAACAACACAUUUGCCACGCUGAUCCUCAACACGGGGGGGCCCUCCUGUACUCCCUGUUCACCCAUGACUGCAUGGCCAGGCACGACUCCAACACCCACCAUUUAGUUUGCUGACGACACAAGUGGUAGGCCUGAUCACUGACAACGAUGAGACAGCCUCAAGGGAGGUGGUCAGAGACCUGGCUGUGUGGUGCCAGGACAACAACCUCUCCCUCAACGUGAUUAAAACAAAGGAGAUGAUUGUGGACUACAGGAACAGGAGGACCAAGCACACCCCCAUUCUCAUUGACGGGGCUGUAGUGGAGCAGGUUGUGGACGUCAAGGAACUUGAAAUGCUCAUCACUAACAAACUAUCAUGGUCCAAACUAGGGUUUGCAAAGGGUCAGAAACUUUCCUGAAAAAUUUAAUGGGAAGUUAAGCCUGGGAAUUUUGCUUAAAUUCAUCAAAGAAGUUGGCUUAUAACAGUGAAUCUUUUUUGUGGGAUACACAUAUGGCAAUUCUAGGUCUUGUAGCAUAUUUUGGUUAAACUAUCCCCAAUUCAAUGGAAUUGCAACCAUCUGCAUGCACAUUGCAUUUCAUCACAUGUACAGCUGAUUCUCAAGAUCUUCCACACUAAUGAGAUGCUAUUGAGCCCACACUACUACACUGUCUGAUCCAAGGAUUACAUGCUUUCUGGUAUGUUGUGAGUACAAUAUUUGGAAGGGUGAAUAUAUUUUGACAAUUUCUUUUGUAAACUAGUAAAUAGUAGUCUACAGUGAUGUGUGUUUAAAUAAUUUCUAAUUUAACCAUUUCUGCUGGGUAGUUUUUGCUACCAUGUGGGUUUUAGCUUGCUUGACUGAGCGUUAAUUCACCUGUUUCCACAUUUCAUUUUAAAACAUUUCUUACAAAGGGGUUAUUUAAUGUAACUGCUUAAUCAUUUAUCUGUCCAUGGAAUUGUAUUUAAAAAAUGUUUAACAAAUUUUUUUUCUAAUGUUUUCAGGAAAAUGCCACGGGCACGAUCUGAUGUGUGGAGACCUUUCACUGCAGCUAAUGUAAAAGGAAAAGAUGUGUACAUUUGCAAAUACUGUGUCCAAAUCAUAUGUGAAUAAUGCAACAAAGAUGCCAAAAGUCCCUCUUCUACUCGAGGUGAAAAUUAUGAAUCCGACACCUUAUCCAUAGCAACAGCUCAUAGUCUUCCUGGAAUCAGAAGUUUCCUUUGACUCAAUGGAGGAAUGUACUCAGAAAUGCUGUUGAAUGUCUUGCUUGAGCUGUGUAUGCAACUGGAUCACCUCUGCUCACAGGCAAUGUGUAUUGGAAGAUAUUUCUGAAUGUUCUUUGCCCAGCAUACACCGCUCUAACCGGACAUGCUUUAUCUACUCAUUUGCUGAAUGCAGAGUUCAAUAGAGUUCAAGUGAAGGUCAAGCAAAGCAGACUAUUGCAAUCAUCUCUGAUGGGUGGUCGAAUGUUCGUGGGCAAGGAAUAAUUUAAAGACUUCAUCUCCACCCCUCAACCUGUAUAACACAAGGGACAACAGACACUGGUUUCUACAUUGCAGAUGACUUGAAUGCAGUCAUCAAUGACCUUGGACCACAGAAAGUAUUUGCACUGGUGACAGACAAUGCUGUGAACACGAAGGCUGCUUGGUCUAAAGUGGAGGAGUCCUACCCACACAGCACACCCAUUGACUGGGCUGCUCAUGCAUUGAAUAUGCUCCUCAAGGACAUCGUGGCACUGAAAACCAAUGGAUACACUCUACAAGAAAGCCAAGGAAAUGGUUCGUUAUGUGAAGGGUCAAGUUAUAGCAGCAAUCUACCUCCCCUAGUAAAGUGAGAAGAAUAAGAGCACCCCAUUGAAGCUGCCUAGCAACACCCAUUGGGGUGGUGUCAUUAUGUUUGACAGUCUCCUGGAGGGGAAGGAGUCUCCAAGAAAUGGACAGCCCCAUCAAGAGGAUCCUCCUGGAUGAUUUAUUUUGGGAGAGAGUAGUAAGCAGCCUGACACUCCUGAAACCUAUAGCAGUAGCCAUUGCACGGAUUGAGGGAGACAAUGUCAUCCUGUCUGAUGUUUAGCCUCCGCUUACAGAUGUAAGAGAAAUCCGUACUGUCCUGCCCACUUCACUGUUGCUUCAAGCAGAGGAAACUGCAGUUCUGAAAUGCAUCAAAAAGCACAAAGACUUCUGCCUGAAGCCCAUACAUGCCUCAGCAUACAAGUUGGACCGCAAUUAUGCUGGUAAUCCUGCCUUUAGCGAAGUAUACUUUCAAGCAAGGGCUUUGGGCUGGAGAUGCAAUAUGGCAGUUGUGCCAACAUAUCUCAUCAGCCACCUGGUGUAAGGGACUUUGUGGGUCCCGAGGCUCUUUCCCCUGUUGCCUCAAUCAUCCUCCAAAUCGCACCAACAUCAGCCGCCUCAGAGAGCAACUAGUCCUUGUUUGGGAACACAAAGCAUGCAACCGGCUGACCAAUACAAGGGUUGAAGAAUUGGUGGCCAUCUGAGUAAAUCUGAGGCUUUUUGAGCCUGACAACGAGCAAUCCUCAAUAAGGUUGGAAAAUGACAGUGAAGAUGGGGCCCCAGAGUCUGAUGUUCAAGAGGUGGACAUUGAGCAGGUCCAGGGAGGAGACAUGGAAGCCUGAGAGGAAGACUACCAAAGCUUUAGUUUCUAGACUAUCAUUUUACAGAUGUAUGUUAAAUUUUUUGGGAGAUGCAACGGAUCAUUCAAUAUUCCCUUUUGUUGAUCAGUGAAAUCAUCCCAUGUGAAGAGUCGAGUAGUUUAAUUAAAGUGUAACAACAAAAGAAAUCUAUUGGGAUUUAAUCAUUUGCAAUUAUUCCUACUUAUAGUAAGGUAAAAGGUUUAUGUUUCUGUCUCCAUAUGAUAUGGUAAAUUUAUCCAAUGCAAAAAACAAUCUACAUUUUAAAUGGUAUUUAAUAUUAAUUUUCAUAUUCCCACAAAGUUUCCACCUCUGAAUAUUCCCCAAAAUGUGCAACCCUAGUCCAAUCACACCAAGACAGUUGUAAAGAGGGCACGACAAAUCCUAUUUCCCCCUCAGGAGACACAAAAUAUUUGGCAUGGGUCCUCCGAUCCUCAAGGUUCUACAGCUGCACCAUCGAAAGCAGCCUGACUGGUUGCAUCACUGCCUGGUAUGGUAACUGCUCGGCUGCAAUGCACUACAGAGGGUAGUGCGUACGGCCCAGUACAACACCGGGGCCAAGCUUCCUGCCAUCCAGGACCUCGACCACCGUCUGGAUCCAAUGAUGAGUUACAUGGAAAAGCCUGAAGACAUUACGAAAGACGCAUGGAUGGACAAACUGAACAAUGUACAAAUACAGAGGGCUGACAUGAACCGGCUCAUUAUGAAUUACCUGGUGACAGAGGGGUUUAAAGAGGCAGCUGAGAAGUUCCGCAUGGAGUCUGGGAUCGAGCCCAGUGUGGACCUGGACUCGCUGGAUGAGAGGAUAAAGAUCAGAGAGAUGAUCCUAAAGGGGCAAAUACAGGAGGCCAUCGCACUCAUCAACCACUUACACCCAGAACUGCUUGACACCAAGCGCUACCUGUACUUUCACCUGCAACAACAGCACUUGAUUGAGUUAAUCAGGCUGCGGGAGACGGAGUCUGCUUUGGAGUUUGCCCAGACACAGCUGGCAGAGCAGGGUGAGGAGAGCAGAGAGUGCUUGACAGAGAUGGAGAGGACGCUGGCUCUUCUUGCCUUCGAUACCCCAGAGGAGUCGCCCUUUGGAGACCUGCUUAACAUGAUGCAGCGACAGAAGGUGUGGAGUGAGGUGAACCAGGCUGUGUUGGACUACGAGAACAGGGAGUCAACGCCCAAGCUGGCCAAGCUACUCAAGCUGCUGUUGUGGGCUCAGAACGAGCUGGACCAGAAGAAAGUGAAAUACCCCAAAAUGACGGACCUCAGCAAAGGCAUUAUUGAGGAUCCCAAGUGAAAUGACGAGCAGUGACAUGGACUACCAUACUUCCUUUCUCCUAUUUAUAAUCCGUGAAAGACUGGAUGAUAACGGAAAAAUAACAUGUGUAUAUAAAUGCUUUUUUUCAUGUUGCAUAAAUGAGAGGACUUAAUUGAGUGUGCAAAUGCUAUAUGGCUGUAAAAAAAAGAGUGUAAACCACGAUUUAAACAUUUCAACAGAGUACCCACAUUUAUAUACACUUUGAGAGACCACACAUUUAAAUGGCUGGUUUAUAUUUGAUUACCUGAGAAAUUGGUAUUAAUCAAUUUUACUUGAGUGUCAUGGUCAGUUCUGAAUUUGAAUGAGUUAUUUUAAGCCACUGAGUCACCACGUUGAGUGUUGGGAUUUUAUACAAACCAUACAGUUAAAGGUCCAAUGGAGCUGUUAUUUUCAUUCUCUAUAAAAUAAUUUCUGGGUAACAAUUAAGUAUGUUACUGUUCAAUUAAAGUCGUCUACAGGAAACAAAUAGCUUCUUGGUGAAGAGCAAUUCCUCAAGCAAGAAUUUUGCUAGGAUUGUCUGGGAGUGAUCUGAGUGGGGAGGGUAAAACAGAACUAUCUAUUGACAGAGCUCUUUCUUAUUGGUGACGUUACCAGACAGGCCAAAACUCUGAGGCAGUCUUUUAAAACAGCUCUUACACUACCACCUUUUUCAAAAUGUCAGUAUUUCAACCUCUGUGUGGAAAUAUGUAUAUUAAACACAGGAAAUAUAUUUGUUUGUAAUGCACAGCCUUUUAAGCCUAAAUUAGGCUUCUAUGUAAAGGACAGAGGGAAAUAUAGGCUAAAUGCUGUUUUAAUUUUUUUAUAAGGGGUUUGGGUCAUGUGGAAAAGGUCAGGUAACAGUUAUCUACAGUAAUUUGAUUGGUUAAAAUGGCUAGUCUCUAUCUUCUGGACAUCUGGUCUUAACCUGUCUACUGAUGGAUGAAAUUAUUACACACAUGGAAAUAUGGGUUUCUUUUAAAUGGUUGACUGAGUUUACAUUCCCUUCUGUGUUUAAAAGAUACCUGAAGCUCUGCCUUGUAGGUUAUAUUGAGGCAUGAAAACUUGUAGCUGGAGGGUGAAAACCUUGACCUUUCACAGUAUAAAGCCUCUCGUAGAGAAGUUGGUAUAAGGUACACAUGACCAGAUUGCUAUUAAGAGUUAGUAACCAGUCAAUUUGUACAUUUACUGCACAGUGGCAUGUGGUGUAAAUAUUGUUCAAUGGGUUAAGGUCACUGUAGAAAUGCUCAUUUCUUUAUGUUGUGACAUUUGUUUAGUUUUUUACCUGCUGCUAAAUGUCAAUUUCAUUGUAUGAUCAGACAAUGUGAUUAUGCACAGACUACAGAGAACUCUCCUCCCUUGUAUUAUUGGGAUUUUUUUAGGUCAAAUGUGCAGAUAUUGAAAUAAACUUGUUUUCCUUGUG
Oncorhynchus masou masou (cherry salmon) is the source of this 5539-nucleotide messenger RNA. Its product is annotated as glucose-induced degradation protein 8-B homolog. The record is from RefSeq and is a predicted model, not a curated record. Gene Ontology annotation, cellular component: nucleus; cytoplasm. Gene Ontology annotation, biological process: proteasome-mediated ubiquitin-dependent protein catabolic process; positive regulation of canonical Wnt signaling pathway. The transcript is spliced from 5 exons. NCBI's taxonomy places the organism in Eukaryota, Metazoa, Chordata, Actinopteri, Salmoniformes, Salmonidae. The coding region runs from base 3430 to 4119 and encodes 229 amino acids. Gene Ontology annotation, molecular function: protein binding.